AUGAAGGCCAACGCCACUGAUGCCGAGAUAAAGCAUGCUUUAUGGUUACAAGAGGUGGCAACGUUGGCACACGAAGCUGGGGUAAAUGGACCGGUUCCACAAGGGUUUUACCCACCAUGGUUAUUACAAUCAGAUUAUGUUGAACAUAAUAGACAAUUGUCGAUGUAUAUCAUCGAUAUCGUAUUCUUUAUUUUGGCUGUCGUCAUGGUCAUGAUGAGAAUAUACACAAGAGUCUUCAUUGUUAGAAGAUUUGGUCUCGAUGACUGGUGUAUAGUUAUGGCUCUCAUUAGUGUUGCAGGCUUCACUGCCUUGCAGUUUUGCUUCUUAAUAUAUGGCGGUGUCGGAUACCACAUCUGGGAUGUUACUCCGGAGCAACUCAACUACUGCUUCAAGUUCAUCUACUUCCACUUGAUUGGAUAUACUUGGUCCAUAACCUUGAUCAAGAUGUCUAUUCUCUUCCUUUACGAGCGAAUCAUCCCAAAGACCCACUCGAUGCGCAAGGUUCUCACAGGGUUCAUGAUUUUUCAAAUCGUCUACUUCUUCGCCUGCGAAUUGACUUUCAUCUUCCAAUGCAACCCGAUCGAGGGAGCUCUCGACUUCAACUACCGAAUCUAUAAGUCACCAAAGUGUAUUCCUCUCAAGCCUAUGCUUUAUUCUUUCGGUAUCAUCCAUAUUUUUGUCGACCUCUCGCUACUUAUCCUGCCCAUCAGGGUUAUCUGGGAGCUCCAAAUGCCCGUCAAGCGCAAGAUCAGCACCCUUUCUCUCUUUGUCAUCGGUGCUAUUGGAUGUAUCUGCGCUAUCAUGAGAAUCGUCACUCUCUCCACUCUUCUCAACGGAUUUGACUUCACAUGGGUUAUCUACGAGCCAGGCAUGUGGGGUCUUCUUGAACUUACCAUUGGUAUCAUCUGCGCCUGUAUCCCACCUUCCAAGCUUCUCUGGGAACAAAUCUUCUGCAAGUUUACCGGAAAGAAGUUCAAGCCCUUCGGCAGCACCGAACGCGAAAGCGACUACAAGAGCGGUGCUUCCUCCAUGCCAUACGGAAAGGGUUCUCGUGCUCGCAGCCCUGCUCCACAGAGUGGCCUUGGAUCGAUCAACAAAAGUGUUCUCAUGUCCCAGACAUCGGAGCGCAUUGACUCAAUGAUCGUAUCUAAACUCGGACCUAUCCAACCACAGAUCACCACCGUUGUUGAGGGACCAGCUGAUGAGAAGCGUCCAUCCUAUGACGUUUCCCGAUUUGGAAAGGAUGGCAAUACCAUGCAGGUUCCAACUACUGUUGUCAUCCCACCUACCCCUCUAGAUGGCACUGGUCCAAGCUUUGGCAGGAUCGCAACAUUGGAUGAGCUCGAAGAUCCAGAUAAGAGACCUGCACUCCUUGCAGGCUCCGGCACAAACGAUCUUGAGAAGAACUUGGAGCACGACCUCGAAAAAGGAUACUUGGAGGAGAGACCAUCGAGUGGAUUCUCCGAGAACUCCGACCUAUCUUUAGACGAAAAACCAGUCAAGGGCGAAGAUAUGGUAUAA
Molecule: messenger RNA, 1521 nt
Organism: Orbilia oligospora ATCC 24927
Lineage: Eukaryota; Fungi; Ascomycota; Orbiliomycetes; Orbiliales; Orbiliaceae
Exons: 3
Coding region: 1-1521 (506 amino acids)
Source: RefSeq, a predicted model, not a curated record